This is a messenger RNA of Amoebophrya sp. A120, 4352 nucleotides long. NCBI's taxonomy places the organism in Eukaryota, Dinophyceae, Syndiniales, Amoebophryaceae. The record is from the annotation of a GenBank genome assembly.
ACAACUUACAAUUGCAAAAUGGAAGCAGAAUUAGCCAAAUGAAAGUAAGUACAUGAAAUGUUGUGAUGCAGAUGCAGUAGUAUUCUGAUUUUCUCUGUUACGAGUUGCUUUACUUUCGUCGCUGGAAAACUCCAGCCGCGGUUAAACACGAGUUCAAAGUCAAAAGCAUAAAGCAAGACAGCAAAACCAUGGCCGACUCGUUUCCGUCUGCUGGAACUACGCCAUUACUGGCUUCGGGCAACCAACGCGCAACGUCGUCCUCGGACCCGAAUGCCGGCGGCGCGACAACCGAUAACCCCCAUGAUUUUUCCACUACGAGCACGAACAGCGCCCCUGUGGUGACCAAGGAGGAUUUGGACCAAUGGAUCCACCACCUGACCUCCAAGCACCUACAGCUCCCCUUGAAGCACGCCGAAAAGCUGUGCGACCACGCGAAAUUGAUUCUCUCGCAAGAGUCCAACGUGGCGGAAGUUAGGACACCGGUGACGAUCGCAGGUGAUAUCCACGGCCAGUACCACGAUCUGAUGGAGCUUUUCAGGAUAUCGGGCUCACCGCCCGACACCAACUAUUUGUUUCUCGGCGAUUACGUAGACCGGGGGUACUUUUCCGUCGAGUGCUUUUCGCUCCUUCUGUAUGCAAUAAAAAAACUGUGUCAGUGUAACUUGCUUUGGCUGACAGCAUCACAAAUUUGCUCUACAUGACAGAGAAAGCCUGUCAUGCGUGGUUUGUAAGGGAAAACACACAUGAAAAGAGGACGGCGUGGUUGUCUAGCAUGACAGGUGUAACUCUGUUGCAUGUUCUGCAUCACAGGUUUACACUUACACAGUUUUUUUCUUGCAUAUUCUGUGCUACAAGAUCCGGUACCCAAGACGAGUCACGCUCUUGCGCGGAAAUCACGAAUCCAGGGCGAUUACACAGGUAGAAGAUGGUUUGGAUUUUUUUUCUUUGCAUACUUAUACCCAUAGAAAUUUCGAAUCAUCUUUUAGUCGUACCGCAUGACAAAUAAAACGCUUCAAAUGAAACAGGUGUACGGAUUUUAUGACGAGUGCAUGCGAAAAUACCCCUCCGCAACGACGUAUCCGAAGAGAGAGAAGAAGAGCAGGAGGUGGAUCUGUCAUGCGCGGCAAGCAUACAGUAACAGUUGCAGUUACUCAUCAUGAACACCAGAAAAGAACCGUUAGUAUGCUGUCGUCACGUUUAGGUUCGUUUAGAGGACGUAAGCACGUUGUUUGAUCGGCAUGACAGACUCCACCUCUCCUCUGUUUCAUUUCUCCCCUCCCAUACGGGAAACAUGUGGCGCACGUUCACCGAUCUUUUCGAUCACCUCCCGCUCGUUGCGGUCGUCGAGAACAAAAUUUUUGCCCAGCACGGAGGUUUGUCGCCGAAUUUAGACACCAUCGACCAAAUCCGGGAACUAAACCGGGUCCAAGAGGUGCCGCACGAAGUAUCAACUGCAAAUAUGUCUGGGUCUGGGAGAUUGCGAGAUUUGUCAUGCUAGUUUGGCAUGACUCUGAGCUCUGUAUUGCGUGCCCUCGAAGAGCUCUUUCUGUCUGUGAUGCAAAAACGCAGUUUCUGAGAAACUGCGUUCUUCUCAUGCAGAGUACGCAACUCUGAAUCUGUCUCUGAACCACGGAAAAACUUGUCAUGCUGGGCAGCGCAUUACAGUGCGCUCACGCUUCCCUUUCUUGCAUCACAAGUUUCCAAACCCAGACAUAUUUGCAUUUGAUACGAAGGUCCGAUGUGCGACCUGCUGUGGUCCGAUCCGGACGAACGCGCGGGGUGGGGCAUCAGCCCCCGCUAUCAUUUGUAACCACGUCCCCGCCCCAGAGUUGUAAUGCUAAUCUGCAUGCUGAAAAUGUUUCUCAUGCGGAGACCCUUGAGAAGCAGUUGCUAGUCGCGUCUUGGGAUAACUUGUGAUGCUAGAAGCAGCGCGAUAUGCUAGAUCUGUGAUGCUGCUGAACAAGCCAAACAGGAUUACACUACGAGGCCAAACUUGUCAUGCGCAACAGCAAGAGCUGACAGAUUUGUCUAGCAGAUUUCCCAGCUUGACUCUGGUGUGGGGACGUUUUUACUCAGGAUACCCGCGGUGCGGGGCACACUUUCGGGUCCGAUGUGUCCGCCAGGUGGAACCAUUUGAACGGACUGUACUUGAUCGCCAGGGCGCUUAUGGAACAGGAAAGAUGGAGGGCGGUCUACCUGCGGCGCUUUCACAUGAAUUUUCAGCGUGUGUUGCGAUUUUACAUCGAUGCGUUUGAUAAUUUGGAACGAAGGUGUUGAAAGCCAGAGAGAGUGCCACGUCUACCGAUUUCACGUGAUGAAAUCGGUUGGUAUUUAGAUAGAUCCCUAGCGUACGUGUUAUGCAUACGAUGCACCAGCAUGAUGAGAGAACAAAUUACAAACUUGUUGCAGCAGUUGAAAGCCAAAGUCGUUCGGUCCGUUAGCUUUUUCCUUUCCAUAAAGCACCAACUGGUAAUGGAGGGAUUCAACUGGAGUCACGACAAACAGGUACUAAUUUUAUGCGUAUAUAAAAAAGUUUCUGCAGUUUGUCAUGCACAAGUGCGAAGAUAUGCAAAACAUUGAACAUGCGUCACUGCAUGACAAGUUUGUUCCAAAAGAUUAUCACAACUUCUCCAGGUUGUCACCAUCUUCUCCGCGCCAAACUACUGCUACCGGUGCGGCAACCAGGCCGCUAUCCUCGAGGUAUCCAGCACGAUUUCCGGCCCCGCAGCCGACACAAACACCUCCACGGCGGUAUGGGGUUCUCAAAUGUUACAUUCUCAACUGUUACAUGGAUUUGUAAUGCAAGAAUGUCAAAAGUAAAAGGGGGAAGAUUACGCCUUUUGCAUUACAGGUUUGGCGCAGAGUCUAGUGCUACCUAGCGCGUCGAGAACUUGUCAUGCGACGCAGCUUGAUGGUGUAGAUACUGAUGAGCGUUUUGCAUGACAAAUCGCGUAACAGUUGAGAAUGUAACGCUUGAGAGUCCCAUAGGCGGAAGACGCGGGAUUGAACACGGGUGGCAUCAUGGAGCAGAACCUGGCCACCUAUGCAAGAAAAAAACUGUGUAAAUGUAGUAACUCUGUGACGCAGAACAUGCAACAGAGUCACACCUGUCAUGCCAGACAGCUCGGACGUCCUCUUUUCAUGUGUGUCUUCCCUUGCAAGCCGCGCAUGACAGGUUUUCUCUAUCAUGUACAGCAAAUUUGUCAUGCUGUCAGCCAAAGAAAGUUAUACUAACACAGUUUUUUUCUUGGAUACCACCUCCACGACCAACAAUAUGAACCAAAAUCUCUCCACCGGGAUCGAGUCACACUUGCAAAACACAACCGCCUAUCAAGUGCAAAAAUGUCUGGGUCUGGAAGAAUGCAUGUUUGCCAUGCUUGUCUGGCAUGACUCUUAAAUCCGUCAUGCACGUUACCCAAGUAGAGCUCCAUUUUUCUGUGAUGCAGAAACGCAGUUUGUCAUCCAGAAUAGCCAACACCUAGAAAGAAGCUCAGAAACUUGUCAUGCUGAGUCAGCACUUGUGGCCUCAUCAUGAGACGCCACCCAGCAUCACAAGUUUCCAGACCCAGACACUUUUGCAGUUGAUGUCGUCUCCGACACCCGACCCGGGCCAAAGUGGGCCAGUUUUCUGCAGUUCGAUUCCGCGCCGAGGAGAGGGGGAUUGCAGCCCAUGAAUUUCGGCUUAGACGACGAGGGAACGUUUUUGGCGGACGAGCCGUACCCGAGUCAGCUGAUUCCGAAACCCGAUUACUUUUUGUGAUUUUGCACGAAAACGAACUGAGCUGAAGCUUCUGUAAGUAAGUGUGGUUCUGCUUUCUGCUGUGAAUGCGUUUUGCCUCCAUGGAAAUGUUUGAGAAAGUCGUGAAAAAAUGAAUGAUUUUGAAAGGUUGCACUUUCAUCUUGACGCUGAUUUUUCCUAUUUGAAGCUGAGAAUUAUUCUAUUCCUGGCAGCAUUGGAGUGUGAAUGAAUGGUUUGUAAACUAGGAAACGAAGAUGGUUGUUGUGGCAAAGAACCUAAAACAUUUCAUAGAAAGAAAAGCAAAGUCUUUUCACUUUUUCCAAUGCAAAUUCACGUAGAUGAUGACGCCGAGUACUUACUUGUUGCUAAAUUAAUCCUCUGCACUAGCUCCGAUGAAUGUUGAAGUUGAUGUACAUACACGACACAAGAGUCUUUACUCUACUGUGGUCACAACAACCGCCGCGGAAGUAGAUGAAGACGAGUGCGAGUGGCUUCCGCAAGAGAAGACUGAAAAUGUUACUGUCUAAACGCAAAUUUUCUGCAGGCUCUGAAGGAAGAUCAUUUGAUCUUUUUGGUUUUCAUGUCCACUCUCCUGGCAUGAUGCUCCAGAGAU